This is a messenger RNA of Aureobasidium vineae, 666 nucleotides long. The record is from the annotation of a GenBank genome assembly. NCBI's taxonomy places the organism in Eukaryota, Fungi, Ascomycota, Dothideomycetes, Dothideales, Saccotheciaceae.
AUGUCGGACAAGAAGCCCGAGCCAAAGGAGCUCUCGGACGAAUACAUCCUCGCCGCCAUUGCCAAAGAGUCAAAAGAAUUCGACAAGGUCCNNGACGCCGAAAUCGAUCGCAUCCUCAAAGCCUUCCGUCUAGAUGCCUAUGCCGUUCUCGACCUCCAACCUGGUGUUCCAGACAACGACAUCAAGAAAUGCUACCGCAUGAAAUCCCUCCUGAUCCAUCCCGACAAGACCUCAAAUCCUUCGGCACCUGAUGCCUUUGACCGACUCGCAAAAGCCCAACAAGCGCUACUGGAUGAAAAGGAGAGGGCAAAACUCGACGAAUGUAUAGCAGAUGCGCGUAUGCUGUUGAUGCGCGAACGCAAACUCACCGUCGACAGCGAAGAAGUCAAGGACCCGGAUGAUGACUUCCGCAAAGCCUGGAGGGAGAAGACAAAGGUUGUGCUGGUAGACGAGGAAUUAAGGAGGAGGAAAAAGAUGAAGGCCCAGAUGCAAGAGGAAGGUCGUGCACAAAAGAAGGAGGAAGAGGAGAUUGCCGAGCGCAAGAGGAAGAGGGAGUUUGAGACAAAGUGGGAGCAGUCGCGUGAGGAGCGCAUUGGUUCCUGGCGUGACUUUCAGAAGGGAAAGCAGCCCGACAAGAAGAAAAAGAAGAUCAAGACAUUGGGUUGA